Larimichthys crocea (large yellow croaker) is the source of this 905-nucleotide messenger RNA. RefSeq names its product stress-associated endoplasmic reticulum protein 1 (gene serp1). Gene Ontology annotation, biological process: endoplasmic reticulum unfolded protein response. The transcript is spliced from 3 exons. Gene Ontology annotation, cellular component: endoplasmic reticulum. Bases 85 to 282 code for a protein of 65 amino acids. The record is from RefSeq and is a predicted model, not a curated record. NCBI's taxonomy places the organism in Eukaryota, Metazoa, Chordata, Actinopteri, Sciaenidae.
CGUAGACAACCGAGAGCAGCUCCCAGUCCACGAAGAAGAAGAACCAGAAGAAGCUACCUGAGACGAACCGGAGAAGAAGACACGAUGGUGGCCAAGCAGAGGAUCCGGAUGAUGAACGAGAAGCACAGCAAGAACAUCACGCAGCGCGGGAACGUGGCCAAGUCCACCAGGAGCAUGUCCGAGGACAAAGGUGUGGGUCCAUGGCUGCUGGCUCUGUUCGUGUUCGUCGUCUGUGGAUCAGCCAUCUUUCAGAUCAUCCAGAGCAUCAGGAUGGGCAUGUGAAGUGAUGUCACCAGCAGGGGCGGGGCUACAACGGCCAGCGACAACAGAGGAGCCACGACCGCCAACGUCAGCUGACCACCCCCGAACUGAACCAACCAAAACAUUCCUGAACUCUGAUGUCAGACAUACAGAUCCCGCCCCCUUCAUGACCACAAACCCCGCCCCCUUCAUGACCACAAACCCCGCCCCGACAGGGGCGCCGGUCUGUUGACUUCCUGUCGCUGCACCCUGACCUUCAGUGUUCCUGUAAACAAGCCAUACAUGUGCCUUUCUCUGUUUACCUGAGCUGUGGCUCCGCCCCCAUUGAUUACACCUUAUCAGUACACAGGGAGGGAGGGCGGGUCACAGUCCCACCUGAUGCUGUCUGUACCUGUACCUGUCUAUAAUGUAGACCAAGACCAGGUGUUCACCUGUUCACCAGGUGUUUACCUGUCCCCGAGCUCUCUACAUUCCAUCUGUCCGUCCUCCUCUUCCUCGGUGUUAAUGAGAUGCUAAUGAGAUGCUAAUGAGAUGAAGGUCUUUUGAAUCAGAAGGUGUGGAGGUGCUGACAGGUGUGUCUGCACUGUGUGCAGCCUCACCUGAACCAAUCAGCUCAAAGAAUAAAGUUUGAUUUUCAACACGGA